Messenger RNA from Umbelopsis ramanniana AG, 1227 nucleotides. RefSeq lists its product as uncharacterized. Bases 32 to 1096 code for a protein of 354 amino acids. The record is from RefSeq and is a predicted model, not a curated record. The transcript has 3 exons. Lineage: Eukaryota; Fungi; Mucoromycota; Umbelopsidomycetes; Umbelopsidales; Umbelopsidaceae.
GGCUGAGCACUGAUCUUUUUCUUGUCCUCCAAUGGUAGAUCACAAGCUUGACCCGUACGAGAAUGACGAUAUGAGAAGCGCGAGCGCUCCUUCCGUUGAUGAUAUCGAGCCUAUUUCUGGACAUUCCAGAGCACCGCCUCCGUCUUAUAAAGUUGGAGCGGAAAGUCAAGAGCAACCGUCAAGCGCUUCGGCAAUGAAUUCAUGGAUCCGACCUUCACCCAACACCACCAAUAAUAAGCACGUUCCCAUUGAGGAGGAAGAUUUAGAGAGUGACGAUGUUGAAGCACCUUUACUUGGAAGUACAGUUGGAGACGUACAGGUGGAUCCUUUCAGAGACCUUCCUCCUCCGCCACAAUAUUCACCUUAUCGAGCGACAUACAAGCAGAAAGGCAAAGGCGUCGUUUCAAGAGAUGAUCAUAUCAACGAAGAUGGCGAGGCACUCUAUCGAUUCUUGCUGGACCAUAAUUCCCCUCCAGCAAUGGAAAUCAAAGUUCAUGGUACGCAUGAUGUGACAAAGUGGAGAACAGAGACUCAUCACAAUUCGGAUGGAACGACAAGAGAAGAACAACAUCCGUAUACGGAAGAAGUAGUGGAUUUCGAUUUUAAGAUCGAUGUAUCUCAAUAUGUGUCGCCAGUAUGCUCAAACAUGUUCGUCCAACCAGACACCGAGACAGGACAGUCAAAAUCCAUUAGGGAGCUCUGCGAUUCUUAUGUUAGAGACGAUGGUUUUUUCAAGGAGCUACAGAUGCAAAAGUAUAUCGAGUGGAAUUACAAGGAACUGACGCAAGCUAUUUUAUAUGCGAUGCGAUGCCAAGGAUAUCAUUACAAUGUAUCCAUCACAUUCCCGCUGCAUAAUUAUCGCGUUACGGUCAAGAGCAAAUCAAAAUGGUCACAGGUGGCGGAAUCAAAAUGGGUGAAGGCAUUAUUGAUCAUCACCUGCUUGUGGAUAUUUGCAGUGCCUGCAUACCUGAUGUUGAGAAAGAGGUAUGGUCAUAAGGAUCUCAAGAGUGAAUGGAAUAUGACAAUCAGCGAAGAAGAGUGGUAUAGACGGCAUGUCCAUGAAAUUUUGGGACAAGUAAAAUAUCGACAAGUUUGAUUGCAGUAUACCAAGCCAUUUUGUUCUUUUAAUCUAUGUAAUUAUAAUUUUCAAUACGUUUGUUUCACAUAAAGACCUUCUGCUGCUUCAUUUUUAUUUUUGGCUGUCAAAGUUUCCAGGCGGAACGUUUU